Molecule: messenger RNA, 1893 nt
Organism: Thermothelomyces thermophilus ATCC 42464
Lineage: Eukaryota; Fungi; Ascomycota; Sordariomycetes; Sordariales; Chaetomiaceae
Exons: 7
Coding region: 26-1594 (522 amino acids)
Molecular function (GO): monooxygenase activity; oxidoreductase activity, acting on paired donors, with incorporation or reduction of molecular oxygen; iron ion binding
Source: RefSeq, a predicted model, not a curated record
UACAGUAGUGUACAAUAAUACUUAGAUGUUGGACGUCGUCGCGCUGAGUAUAGGGUUAGCGGCAGCGCUCGCUUAUGUCGUGUUGGAAUAUCCCCGGCUUCACCAGAGCUGGCGGUUGUGGUCACACCGCUCCCAGCUGCCGCCGGGACCCAAGAAGAUCAAGACGGGGAUCCGCAAGCCAUGGCUCUGGUUCCGCGAGCUACACAAGCAGUACGGCGACGUGGUCUUCCUCCAGAUGGGGCCCACGCCGACCGUCGUCCUGGGCUCUGCGCAGGCCGCCUGGGACCUGCUCGAGAAGCGCGGGGCCAUCUACUCUUCCCGGCCGCGCUUCAUCAUGGGCGGCGAGCUGCUCUCCGACGGCCUGCGCGGCCUGAUGGCCCCCUACUCGGCCUUCUGGCGCCGCUGGCGCAAGCUCCUCCACAGCGGCUUCAUGCAGCGCCAGAGCGAGUCGUACCGCCCCAUCCAGAGCCUCGAGUCCAAGGUGCUCAUGCACGACCUCCUGACCAACCCCGAGGACUACCGCACCCACCUGGAGCGAUAUGCCGCCUCCGUCAUCGUCACCGUCACCUACGGCCGCAGAGUCGAGGACGUCCGGACCGACGCCGUCGUUCGCAUGAACGCCGAGGCCAUGGAACGGCUCACUUUGGUAAAUAUCCCUGGCAAGUAUGCAGUCGAGCGUUAUCCUGCGCUCAAACACAUCCCUUCCCUGUUUGCCCCCUGGAAGGCACAGGUGCUGGAACAGCGGAAGAAGGACAUCAAAAUGUAUAUGGGACUCAUGGACGAUGUCAAGAAGAGGAUGGCAGCGGGAACGCUGCCGGACUGCUUUGCCAAGCAUAUCCUGGAGGAACAAGAGAACCUCGGCAUGACCGAUCUUGAGGUGGCCUACACGGCCGGAAGUCCUUUCGGUGCCGGUGUCGAAACAUCCGCCGGUUCGCUGGCCAGCUUCUUACUCGCAUGUGUCAAGUUUGGCGACAGCUUCAUCCCGAGAGCUCAGGCGGAGCUCGACAGGGUCGUGGGCAGUGACAGGCUUCCCACGUUUGAUGACUUGCCGUCCCUGGAGUAUGUGCGAGCAAUCGUGUCCGAGACUCUCCGCUGGCGCCCCGUCGCCGUUCUCGGCGGCACUCCACACGCAAGCACGGCCGACGACGUGUACAAGGGGAUGUUCAUUCCCAAGGGGAGCACCAUCAUUGCCCCGUUGUGGAGCAUCCAUCUAAACGAGGCCGACUUCCCGGACCCGCACAGCUUCCAACCAGAGCGCUUCCUCGGACAACGCGAGUAUCCCGGAAAUCUGGGCCACAGCGCGUUUGGCUGGGGCCGCCGCAUCUGUCCCGGAAUGCAUCUCGGAUCGGCAUCCGUUGCUAUCAAUAUCGCCCGGAUACUAUGGGCAUUUGAUGUCAGGCCUGCCCGGAACGAGAAAGGAGAGCCGAUCGAUGUGGACAUUUUCGCGUUCUCGGACGGAUUCAACUCGACUCCGCUCCCAUUUGAAUGCUCCAUCACUCCCCGCUCGGACAAGCAUGCGCGCGUGGUCGAGGACGAGUACCGAAGGGCCCUUGGUGAGUUGCAGCAGUACUCGGCUGCAGCAACCGGUAUGUGAAUGUGACCGUGCUGUCGACUCGACCUGAGUGAAACACUGUGGCACCGAGGUAUGCGAUUUACGCAGAAGGGUGGUGUUAUAUGUCAACAUUCGGUCCUAGGAGUACUUAGACUGGCGUCAAUGUGCAACGUAAACAUGAUCGGGCGCGGAGUGGCAGGUUUCAGGAGAUAAUUAUGAUUGAUCUAUUAACAUACCCAUAUGUACAGUACAUGCAUAAGCACACGGAGGUACUCUGAGCCAUGGCGAGUGUGAUAGUUCACGGCAAAUAUCGCCCAGAAAUGUCCAUUGCAAAGAGCAGC